Molecule: messenger RNA, 1059 nt
Organism: Hirundo rustica (Barn swallow)
Lineage: Eukaryota; Metazoa; Chordata; Aves; Passeriformes; Hirundinidae
Gene: GNPTG
Product: N-acetylglucosamine-1-phosphate transferase subunit gamma
Exons: 11
Coding region: 1-999 (332 amino acids)
Cellular component (GO): Golgi apparatus
Source: RefSeq, a predicted model, not a curated record
AUGGCCGCGCUUGCGGGAGGCACCGCCACGCGGCGUCGCGCACUUCCGCUUCCCGCGGAACAGGCCAUGGCGGCCCGGCUGCUGCUGGCGGCGCUGAGCGCGGCGCUGGGUCUGUUCGCCUCGGCGGGGAAGAUGAAGGUCGUGGAGGAGCCGAAUACGUUCGGGUUGAAUAACCCAUUCUUGCCUCAAACAAAUAGGCUGCAGCCAAAGAUGUCCCCAUCUGCAGUAUCAGGUCCUGCACAUCUCUUUAGGCUUGCUGGCAAGUGUUUCAGUUUUGUGGAAUCCACGUAUAAGUAUGAGUUUUGUCCUUUCCAUAAUGUCACUCAGCAUGAGCAGACUUUUCGAUGGAAUGCCUAUAGUGGGAUUUUAGGAAUCUGGCAUGAAUGGGAAAUUGACAACAACACGUUUGUUGGAAUGUGGAUGAGGGAAGGAGACUCCUGUGAAACUAAGAGCAGACAGACAAAGGUUAAUCUUGUUUGUGGAAAGAGCAAUAAAUUGGCUUAUGUGUCUGAGCCAAGUACUUGCGUUUACUCACUGACAUUUGAGACUCCUCUCGUGUGCCAUCCCCACUCACUUUUAGUUUAUCCAACUCUGGCUGAAGCAUUGCAGAGGAAGUGGGAUGAAGCAGAGCAGCUUCUGUACGAUGAGCUAAUAACCGACCAGGGUUACAAAAAAAUUCUAAAAGAGAUUUUUGAGGAAGCAGGACUUCUAAAAGCAACAGAAGAAAAUGAAGUUGAAAAACAGAGUAAGAAAAUAACUCUGGAAUUUGAAACAGUGGAAAAGUGCAAUAAGGAAUACAAGCAACUUUCUGAAGAAAUAAAAAAACUUAGAGUUUUGUUAGGUCAGCAUGGUAUUGCAUACAAAGGAAAUUCUGCUGGAAAUAUCAGUGUUGAGUAUGUAAGUCACCAGCCAGCAACUUCAGUGACAUCUGUUCUUAAUGGGUCUAAGGAUGAAGAGCACCUGCAUGGCGAUACAGGGAUUUGGAAUUACACUGUUUGAAGAAACUUGGGUGGUACAGAAUUUAAAUUAAACUGAAUAUGUAUUACGCCAAAAAGAUGA